AUGGCUCCUCGAAAACCCAGUGGGACUAAACGGGUGACUAGUGCCACCCGGAGAAAGAAAACAACCACCGAGUCCGCUCCAGCGGCUGCUUUCAACCUUGAAGCUUCCAAAGCGGAGACACAAACCAUAACAGAUCCUGAUCCUCAACAAGAGGCCAUUGUGACAAUUGAAGAGAUCUAUCGAGCGCAAGAGAAUGAUGAACUUAUGGGCUUGCUUUCGAGGUUACAAGGCAAUGACCUGGCCUUUACCAAAUACAAGAACACUAUGAGCCAAUUGCUUGAACAGCAAGAAAAGAUGAUACACAAAUUGAAUGAGCAAGUGAGUAAGCAGGAAGAGAAGGAGAAGGCUCUUGUAAAGGAAAUGAACCGGUUGAAAUAUGCUACUCAAAGUACGGCAGGAACGCCAAUUAAAAGGAAAAGAGGCGAACGAAUACAGCAAGAAGAUGAUGAAGACGAUAUGGAUGAAGAUGAAGAUGAAGUCGAAGAUGGGCCAAAUAAUCCAAAGACUUUUAUGUCACCUAUUCGGCAGAAAACAAAGACUAAGAUAAGUGAACCAGAUAUGGUACGAGAAAUGGAAAAUAUAGCAAUAACGUUUGAUAUGUUGGAGCUUUUAACAGGAGUCAAGGUAAACAAUUUCCAAGAUGAUGACACCAAGUUUUAUUUUGAAGUGAAACAAGCAAGCAGAGAUAACGAGGAGAUUUACAUUGAAUAUUCUUUGGUGCUUCUGAAAGAUCUGGCACAUGCUGGACAAAUUCAAUAUGAUCCUACAUUUCUUGAAGACUCUGAUGUCAACAGAGUCAACCAAUUGAAGCAGAUACUUCCUGCUAAACUAUGUGGACCUUUGACGUUCCAUUAUGAUACGAUUGCACAGUUUUAUGAUAAAGUCAGUCGAGCACUAACCAAAGCCAGCCAAAAUGGGAAAAUAUAG
This is a messenger RNA of Lizanozyma spartinae, 927 nucleotides long. RefSeq lists its product as uncharacterized. Gene Ontology annotation, biological process: attachment of mitotic spindle microtubules to kinetochore; meiotic sister chromatid segregation; homologous chromosome segregation. Lineage: Eukaryota; Fungi; Ascomycota; Pichiomycetes; Serinales; Debaryomycetaceae. The record is from RefSeq and is a predicted model, not a curated record. Gene Ontology annotation, molecular function: protein binding; microtubule site clamp. The transcript has a single exon. Gene Ontology annotation, cellular component: nucleolus; mitotic spindle; monopolin complex. Bases 1 to 927 code for a protein of 308 amino acids.